AACAUGAAAUAGCAAUUGCCUUGCAAGGAGAGAAUACAUUGAGGAACCUUUUCUACGAAAAGCAUCAGUUGGUGAAAUUACAAAUGGAAUCUACAACAUAUCAUUCCGAAAAAGCAGGAACAAAGAAAGAAAACAGUAGAAAACAGAUUGGUUUGACCUCAGAAAUAUUAUCAACAUCUUGCAGAAGCCGAAAUAAAUCUCUAAAGCAGAAUACAAUAAUAAAGGCAUCCUUUGUACUGCUGAAAAACAUUAACCGUGGAAGGAAAGAAAAGCAUGAUUAUUAUUUAACGGCUCCACGUGGAAAGCAGUUGGCACCACCAACACAGCACAAGAAGUUUCCAGCUUUUAGAAAACUGCAAGUCGCACUGUAUGACAUAUUGGAUAAAAAUUGUGUUCCCACGCUAAAGAAGUCCUUUCAAAUUUCAAAUGUUGGAGCAUUGGUAGAAAAGGAAAAAAAGGACACAACAGAGGGAGGCACCACAGAGGUAGAUAACUCUAUGGAAGUAGGGGAAUUUUCUGGAGAAUUGGACCCUGGGCAAACAAAUUCAGAUUGUGACCUUAGAAAAUCUGGAAAUGGAGCCAAAUCUUCCAAAUUUUUGGCCUUGAGUGAUCAGAGUUUGUUUGCAACAUUAUCUGUUAUCGAACCAAACCAUGGAAAUGCAGUAAUGGGUCCUUGUCAUGCCCAAACAGAUGAAGAAAGGAAAAUAAACUUUCAAAAGGCUUCUCUUCUGAUUUUUGACGCAGAAAAAAUGAAUACUAAAUGUCUUGAAACAAUUGAAAAAUGUAUGGAAUCUGGAAGCCAUGUGGUUAAAGAAACAGAGAAGGAAAGUGCCUAUUAUGAAUCAGAAGAUGAUCAAGAUGUGGAAAUAAUGCUCUCAAGAGGUUCAAGUGAAACUACUAUUAGUGAUGUAACCCAACCCUGCAGCCUACAUUCCAUCUCUAUCUCUGAUAAAGGAGCUUUGCAGAGUAAGGAAAUGAUCCCUGCCUUUAGCAGGGACACCUUCUCCAAAACAUCAAUUAGCAGAAUGAUCUUGACUGAUAAAAAAUCUCCUGAAGGAGACAGAUGCCAGGUAUCUGAACGUCUCUCAUCAUUUUCAGAAAUCAAUCUUAAAUUAGACCUACAGACUCUAAUGUUGAACAAGAGUGAAAUUAAGCUGCCAAUAAAGGAAAUGAAGGGUCUCAGUCUGAACACAUUAACUGAAAAGGUCCGUGAAGAUCAAAUGACCCUGGAAGAGGAGGAAGGUAAUACCAGGAAUAGCAGUAAAAAUACAGAGAGAUUUUGGUUCCUGCUAAAAAACAAUGAAAUUCGAUACGAUAACGCUCCGGUGUGUGUAGCUGAUGAAAAAAUGGCUGGAGAUUUGGUAUGUGGAGAUGAUGGCCUUUCAGAUCACAGUGCUGAAUGUUUACUAUCAGAUGGGAAUUUAGCAAAUCAGACAUAUCCAGAUGAAAAUGAUGGAGCCUUCAUACACACUGAGAUAAAAAAAGCAACAAUGUCAGUUGAAGACCAGGAAGUCAGUUUCUUCAAUGAUGAAAAAGAAAAUAUGGAUUGUCUGCCAGCAGAAGAAAACAUUUCUGUGGAAGAAGAAGAAAACUUUCCGCUGUGUCAGUCUCAGAGUGUAAAAAUGGUCUUUUAUGAACUGUUUGGGUCAUUAGUGAAACUUCUUGGAAGCCCCAGCGUUAAUCAGAAAAAGUCCAGAUUGGGAAGACUUACCGAACUGGAGGAUUCUUCAGAUGCUGAGAAACGUGAAGGCAGUGACACCAAGAGCUCUUCAAAGAGAAAAAAAGAAGAUAGACUCUGUUUAGCAAACAGAGCCAUGCGCUUAGACUGCAGAACAAAAGAGAAGACAACACCAAAAAAGAUGUCCAAACCAAUAUCUAGGUUUUGGCUCUCUGAAGAGCAAAGUCGCAUUAAAGUUGUGGAAGCCUUGACAGAAACCCUCCAGAAAAGACUGAAUGAUUCCCUUGACAUGGAUGUGCAGAAAAAUAUAGCAUCGAAAAUAGCAAAGAAAGUGGAGACAGAGAUAUUCAGACAUUUUGGCCGUGUGGAUCGGCUUUAUAAAAACAAGUAUCGCAGUCUGCUCUUCAAUCUGAAAUCAACAGACAACCAGCUCUUCCACAAGUUGAUGCUUGGAAAAAUCACCCCAAGGAGACUAGUUCAGAUGAACUCUUUAGAGAUGGCCUCCAAGGAACUAGCAGAGUGGAGAGCCAAUAAGUACAAACAUGAACUGGAGAUGAUUGAGAAAGAGGAGCGAGAGGUGCCAAGAUGUUGCUCUGAAAAGUUCACCCACAAAGGAAUUGUAGAGAUCUACAGAGAAGCAGAUAUAGAUGUGGCAUCUGAAGAAUUAAUUGAAUCAUCGCUACUCGAGGUGCCAUCAUUAGAUGGGAACAACCAAAUAAGACAGUUGGCUGCUGACAAUGAGCGGCUGUUUGAGCCGGCCACCUAUAAAUUUACUUUUCAGCAGGAGGCAAAUCCCUCUCAGAUUUUGCAUCAAAACAUCACAUGCUCCGAGAUUGACAAGAGACCUCAGGAUGAGGGCAGGUCUGCCUUUGUUAGCACUGCAAACCGUAAUCGACCCGCGGCAAAGCAGUCCAGCUACUCAGUCAUCUGGAAUGGGCUUAUCCAGACGUUCAGUGUGAAGCAGUUUGUAGCCAAAGCAUAUCCUGUUUCUGGUUUUGGUCCUCGUCUCUGUCAGGCUUUACCAACAGUUCUUCGGUCAGAGGGAUGUAUUCUCCCCAAGAAUGUCUGGGCUUAUGUAGACAGCAUAUGGCCAACAAAGAGGGAGGAAAUGGGGGUGAUACGAUUUCGCCCCAGUUUAUCCAGAGAUUUCAAUUCUUACCACACUUUGUAUACCUACCUGAACAACAGACAGAGAUAUGGCAUUGUGGAAAGCAGCCUGAUGGAGAUAUUCCUGGUGCCAUUACCAGCCUACCAAUUGGUGCCUUCCCAGUUCCACCCAGUAGGUGGACCAGGACUUGAUCAACGCCACCCAGCUUUGCUGCUAGGGCUGAUCCUGCCCAAAAGGACUAGUCCGGACAUUCUGAAGACAAGUCAUGAUCUUCCACCUAAAGCCAAGAGAAAGAGGGUCACUUCUAAGGUCAGCCUGGAAAACAGCCGCUUCACUGUCCCUUCACAUUUACAGGCAGAUGUUGGUCAGGAACAGACCCCGCAGCCUCUGUGCACAGGGGAGCUUUCCUCAAGCUUUCCAGAGCAAGAGGAGCUGACAGUUGAUGGUCUUCUCGGUCUCAUAGAACAGCUCAAAAGAGACAUACUGUGUAGAGUGCCUUCCGCUUCUUGCCCCCAAGAUGCAAGAGAUGAAGUCCAUCAAACUCCUUUGGGCGAUACUUUCCAUUCAACAGCAGAUUCUGCUUCAACUGGAGAACAAUUGGGCAAUUUAACCCUGGGAACUUGGGGAUCACGGCCAUGUCCGAGUGGGGAAGAGAUACAGUUUUUUAUCGAUCCAGAUCUAUCGGAUUUCUGUAGCCUGCAUGGGCCUCUUUUACCUUCUGGGGUUUUACAUCCAGAUCAACAUGGAACUCCUAUGGCCUUACCCUAUGGAGCACAAGGGAUAAACACCUUUGGGAAUCCACUUCCACCGAGUGUCCUUUGUGCUGAAGCCGUGACCCCUGUGGAAGAAUGUCAGGCUCAACUUCCACCCCAGAUUCCUUAUGCUAACACGAUUGGAGCGCAUAACCCAUCUGUGCAGGAAACCUUAGGUCUUCUCCAAUAUGUGACACAGAUGCAGUCCAGCAUUCAAAAUCUUGAAGCCCAACCAUGUAGUCUCCUUACACAGGAAAUGAUCUCUGCAUUGUCUCAGAUUCCAGCUGGGUUAGAGUCGUUUCCAGUCCAGCAAGACGGGGGAUACUACAUAGGACCAACCUGAGAUGCUUGGGAGGGUGACAGGUAUGAUGGUGGUGGCUGAAACCUGCAAAAUAGAGGACAACUCCUCUUUGAGAGCAAACAGGGUAGAAAUAAGGGUAGAAUAAGCUGCAGGUGAAGGAAGUUUCAUUACUUUUUCUUAACCUGCUUGCAUAUUUAUUCCUUAUAAUUCUAAGAGACGGGGGUACAUUUAGGUUUCAAUUGUGCGUUGAUUGGGGUUUAAAAGUUUAUUUAGAUCAGCGUUUCUCAGUCUUGGUGACUUUCCCAGCCAGCAGGGAAUUCUGGGAAUUAAAGGUCCACACACCUUAAAGUUACCAAGAUUGAAAAACACUGAGUUGGAUACGGUAAAUUACCCGAAUCCUAGUAUCUCUAUCUCAUACCCUGGUUGUGACAAACAGGUAGCCAAUUGGCUCACCAGAAACCAUUGUAAACUCAUGACUUAAAAUGAGCAUUUUCCAUGAAGUUCAUGGGAAUUGGCAUUGAGUAAUUUCCAGGGCAAAAAAGAGAUGGAUAGUUUUAUGGUUUUAUGUUAUAUGCUGAUGAUUUUGAAUAUGUAUGUUGGGCAAGAGGCAGAUUCCAUGAGGAGAAUGAGAAUUGCAUUGGGGGUUGAAGUUAUUGUCUGAAUAAAAGACAACUGUU
Molecule: messenger RNA, 4516 nt
Organism: Thamnophis elegans (Western terrestrial garter snake)
Lineage: Eukaryota; Metazoa; Chordata; Lepidosauria; Squamata; Natricidae
Gene: SPOCD1
Product: SPOC domain containing 1
Exons: 14
Coding region: 84-3881 (1265 amino acids)
Biological process (GO): DNA-templated transcription
Cellular component (GO): nucleus
Source: RefSeq, a predicted model, not a curated record